Molecule: messenger RNA, 1911 nt
Organism: Lepisosteus oculatus (spotted gar)
Lineage: Eukaryota; Metazoa; Chordata; Actinopteri; Semionotiformes; Lepisosteidae
Product: CDP-diacylglycerol--glycerol-3-phosphate 3-phosphatidyltransferase, mitochondrial
Biological process (GO): cardiolipin biosynthetic process
Cellular component (GO): mitochondrion
Molecular function (GO): CDP-diacylglycerol-glycerol-3-phosphate 3-phosphatidyltransferase activity
Source: RefSeq, a predicted model, not a curated record
AAGUUUUGUCGGUUCAAAAUCCAGAGCUAGGUAUGGCGGCACCCAUGUCCUGGAGAAGGCUUGUGUGUUCCGUGUACGCGCCGGCUGUGUCCGGCGUUAUUACUCGCAUGUCCGAUAGGUUAUUUCGGACUCGGGACCGGAGACAAGGGUCCUCGGUCCUGUUGCUGGCCCCGCUGCUGGCCGAGGCGGACCCCCUCUCGACGACGUCCCAGCCGCGAUCGCAGGUCACCGCCGGCACCGAGGGGUUACAUCACCGUUUCCGGUGGAUCGCCGACCACGUCCCGGCGUUCCGCGUCCCGGGGCACCGGGUCCGCGUGCUCCGCACCCCCGAUGAGUUCUUCCAGGUCAUGAAGGCACGUAUCAGGACGGCUAAGAAACGGGUAGUGAUGGCCUCCCUGUACCUAGGCACAGGACCCCUGGAACAGGAACUGGUGGACUGCAUAGAGGAAGCCCUGGUGAGAUCCAGGAAGGAGAGUUUGACCUCUGACUUCAAGGUCUCCAUUCUUCUGGACUACACCAGAGGAUCUAGAGGCAAGAGGAACUCCCGGACCAUGCUGCUGCCCCUGCUGAAGGGCUUUCCGGGACAGCUGCGCGUGGCCCUGUACCACACCCCCGACCUGCGCGGCCUGCUCCGCCUGCUGGUGCCCGAGCGCUUCAACGAGACCAUCGGCGUGCAGCACAUCAAGGCCUACCUGUUCGACGACGACCUGCUCAUCAGCGGAGCCAACCUGAGCGACUCGUACUUCACGAACCGGCAGGACCGCUACGUGCUGCUGCAGGGCUGCCGGGAAGUGGCCGAUUUCUUCGCCGAGCUGGUGGGGGCCGUGGCGGACUCCUCCCUGCAGCUGCAGCCCGACGACGGGGCGCGCAUGCAGGAGGGGAGGGUGCACCCUUACAAAGGUGACCGCACAGAGUUUGCUGCCGCGGCUCGCCAGCGGGUCAUGGGAGUGAUGAACUCUGCGCGCGCCAGGCAGCGACUGGAGGCCACCGCGGCGCAAGAGGGUGAGGGAGCGGGCGAGGGCACGGCCGCCGGUCCAGGCCGGGGGGACACGUGGGUUUUCCCCCUGGUGCAGAUGAAACCUCUGGGGAUCAGCCUGGACGAGCAAGUGACCAAGAGGCUGCUGACGGAGGCGGGGGGCGACUGCCGCAUCUACCUCACCUCGGGGUAUUUCAACCUCACGCGGGCGUACGUGCAGCUGCUGCUGGGCGCGGCGGCGGACUACCGCAUCCUGCUGGCGUCCCCGGAGGUCAACGGCUUCUUCGGCGCCAAGGGCGUGGCGGGCUCCAUCCCCGCGGCCUACGUCCACAUCGCCAGGCAGUUCUACAGCAGGGUCUGCCGCCUGGGCCAGCAGGAGCGCAUCAGACUGCACGAGUACCACCAGCGCAACUGGACCUUCCACGCCAAGGGGCUGUGGUACUACCUGCAGGGGAGUGACAAACCAUGCCUCACUCUGGUUGGCUCACCCAAUUUUGGGUACCGCUCUGUCCACCGAGACCUGGAGGCCCAGAUUGCCAUUGUGACGGAGAACAAGGAGCUGCAGGCCCAGCUACAGCAGGAACAGGAGAUGCUGUAUCAACGCUCCACAGAGGUGUCCUCCUCCACCUUCGAGCAGCCUAACCGCUACGUCAAGCUGUGGGUCAAACUGGUCAGUCCAUUCAUCAAGAACUUCUUUUAACAAGGAGACAGACCCCCUGCACCAACAUGCUGCUCCACACUACCAGGAACAGGUUGAAUGUCCAGACAAAGGUUGGUCCGCGGAUGCGAGUUUUGUACACUGGACAUUCGUAGAUGUUCUUGGUCUCUUGCCUGUCCACGGGAAUGGCUUUAAUGAAGAUCACUGGCAUGGCAGGGGUUAAAUCCUUCAACCUUGCAUCUGCAAUCACCCCAGCCUGAGUGUCCCAGCGAGCUCC